AUGGCUUUCUUGUUGUCACUAGGAGGUGUUGCUGUAGAUAGGAGAGGGAGUAAUUCAGGCUGUGAUGGCGGAGCGAUGGAUUUGGCAUUUGAAUACAUAAAAAGAAAUCAUGGUAUAGAUACUGAAGUUUCUUAUCCAUAUGAAGCAAAGAACGGUUUCUGCCGGUUUUCGAAGAAAAAUAUAGGAGCAACUCUGAGUAGCUGGGUUGAUAUUCCGGAGAAGGAUGAAGAGAAACUUAUGAAAGCUGUUGCGACUGUUGGACCUGUUUCAGUUGGUAUUAAUUCAGCAGGAUAUGGAUUUGAGGAAUACAAAAGUGGAAUUUAUGAUGUGAAGAACUGUAGCCCAAAGCUAAUAAAUCACGGAGUUUUAAUUGUUGGCUAUGGAACGGAAAAUGGAAAAGAUUACUGGAUCAUAAAAAAUAGCUGGGGAACUUCAUGGGGAGAAAAUGGUUACGUUCGUAUAGCCAGAAACAAGAACUUAUGCGGUAUCGCUGAAAUGGCCAGUUAUCCGGUAGUUUAGUCACGGAUCAGAAAAACUGAAUACGCAAAGCCAGUGGAGAGGAAAAAUAUUCUGAAGAAUGCUUCUGUGCGUAAAAUUUAAAAGCUUUGGAACCAACUUGAAAUACUGUUUUUGUAUGUACAGAAUAAGUUUCAAAUAUGUAAAUGCAUACAUUUAUAUCUUUUAUAUAUUUUGCUGUAUAUUUUAUAUAAUGAUAACUAUAGGUAUACAUUAUAUAUUUUUUUAUAGAGCAAAUAUAGCUAAACAUAGUUAUACAUUUUAAGUAGGAUUGAAAUACUUUCCAAAAAGAAGCUUCUUUAUUUAAAUAUUAAUUUUCUUACUUUGCAAUAAUUAUUAGACAAUUACUGCGUAUUUAAACCAUAUUAUUAUUUACUAUUUUAGGUAAACAUAAAUACAGCUAUUGCGUUGCAUGAGGUUAACUAGUCAGUCAUUAAGCGUUAAUAGGUAUAUAAGACGGUUCACCAUUCUUAGCGCUCACAAGCAUCAGAAAAAUUAUAAUUUAUUAGUACUCUAUAGAAGGAGCAAACUCAUUGAAUAUAUCAGCUCUUCAUAAGAUUUUAUAUUGGUUUCAUAAUGGCUUUAUUGGCAAAAAGGACUGGAAGGCUUUCUCUUUUUGAUGUAAGAAAACUGAUAAAACGAAUGUAACAAGUCCUCUUUUUGGUGUAAAAAAGUAAACAUUUUGUUGCAAUAAAGUAACUUAUUUUUGCAAGAGAAAAAUAUUAUAUUAAUAUUUUAUUUCCUGAAUCAAAUACUAUUAAUGUGUGCUAAAUUAUUUUAAUAUUUCGAAAUUUAAAUAUUAAUGAGUUUGUCUAAUAUUUUUA
Stegodyphus dumicola is the source of this 1340-nucleotide messenger RNA. Its product is annotated as cathepsin L-like peptidase. Lineage: Eukaryota; Metazoa; Arthropoda; Arachnida; Araneae; Eresidae. Gene Ontology annotation, molecular function: cysteine-type peptidase activity. Gene Ontology annotation, biological process: proteolysis. The record is from RefSeq and is a predicted model, not a curated record.